AUGGAUGAGCUGAAAAUUCUGUAUCGGAGAAAAGCGCGUGAGCUUCAUCCUGAUAGAAACUACUACGGUAACGUGGAAACUUCGACUGUUCUUUUCGCCGAGGUCCAAGCUGCUUAUGACGUCUUGUCGGACCCCCAGGAGCGAGCUUGGUAUGAUUCUCAUCUCACAAUCAAGAAAGGGGAAAGACACCAGGAGUCCAAAUUUUAUUGCGGUUCCAAUUUAACAACAACGGAGGAUAUAUUAGCAAUCAUGUUGACAUUCGCCCCUACUAUGGAGUUUUCUGAUCUUCGAUCCGGCUUCUUUGGAUCAGGACGGGCACUAUUCAAUCAGCUAGCAGAAGAAGAACAUAUCUCAUGCGCCCGGGAAAACUUGAGGUGUAUUGAAUAUCCUUCAUUUGGUAGUAGCGCUGACUCCUUUGAGUCAAUUCGAUCUUUUUAUGAUAUAUGGAGCUCAUUCUCGACCAAGAAGACUUUUUCAUGGAAAGACACGCAUAGAAACUCGGAUGCACCUGACAGAAGAACCCGAAGAUUCAUCGAGAGGGAGAAUAAGCGGUUACGGGAUGAGGCUAUCAGAGACUUCAAUACCGCGGUUCGAUCUUUGGUUCGCUGCAUAAAAAAAAAGGACCCCCGGUGCUCGGUACACUCUUUGAGUGAAACGGAAAGGCAACGAUCGUCUAGAUCUGCUGCGGCAACCCAGGCAUCUCGCUCUCGGGCUGCGAAUGAGGCACGGCUGGGAGAUUAUGCAGAACCGGAAUGGGCCCGGAGGGAAAACUUGGAGAAUGAUAUUCUAGGCACUGACCCUGAUUCUGAACAGGAGUAUUUUAAGUGUCUUCUCUGCCAUAAGACGUUCAAGAGUGAAGCCCAAUUCAACGUCCAUGAGCGCAGUAAAAAACAUGUGAAAGCGGCCAAGCAACUUCAUUAUAAAUGUUCGGAAUGA
Molecule: messenger RNA, 936 nt
Organism: Ophidiomyces ophidiicola
Lineage: Eukaryota; Fungi; Ascomycota; Eurotiomycetes; Onygenales; Onygenaceae
Exons: 2
Coding region: 1-936 (311 amino acids)
Cellular component (GO): cytoplasm
Source: RefSeq, a predicted model, not a curated record